CCCCCGCCUACUGCUGUCAUGUCCAACCUAGCAGUGAGGUCAGCCGCAGGUGUAGGAGGUGCUGCGGCAGAGAAAGUUCUUCUCCAUCACGGUGUAGGACAUCAGGCCAGCACCGGGGGUAAAAACUACAAAAGAGCUAACGUGUGUGUGGCGGAGGAGGCAGGUCUAAGGUACCUGUCUGCAGGAGCAGGUGCUGGGGUAAAGAAUGCCUCUGCGUCUGCCAUCGCCACACCCGUGGGAGCCUCAGCGGAUGCUGCUGCCUCUGUGGCUGAGGCCAAUGCCAGCGCUGGCUUGGUGGAGGAUGUGUUGGAAGCCCAGGCAGGAGCUUCGAUGUAUAAAGCAUCAGCACAUGCUGGAGUUGGAGUGGGGGAGCUGGGGGUACGGGCAGGAGCUGAAGCAUCUGUGGCUAAAGUUUCAGCAGGCAUCAGUAACACCCCUCUGCAGGCCCAUGCUGUACUUGCUGGGGCAGAUGCUGAAGCUGGAAUAUGCUGGAAGUAUGCGGGUGUCAGUGCCGGAGCAUAUUUAGCAGAGGCCAAAGCUGGACCCUUUGCAGCACGAGCUGGCGUCAAAGCUCUGCUUUCUUUCAAACAGGCGGAGUACUGCGACUCCUCAGAAGUGUACAUGGACAAUGUGUCCCUCUAG
Messenger RNA from Engraulis encrasicolus (European anchovy), 642 nucleotides. RefSeq lists its product as uncharacterized. The record is from RefSeq and is a predicted model, not a curated record. The transcript is spliced from 3 exons. NCBI's taxonomy places the organism in Eukaryota, Metazoa, Chordata, Actinopteri, Clupeiformes, Engraulidae. The coding region runs from base 19 to 642 and encodes 207 amino acids.